Molecule: messenger RNA, 1587 nt
Organism: Drosophila rhopaloa
Lineage: Eukaryota; Metazoa; Arthropoda; Insecta; Diptera; Drosophilidae
Gene: Ir41a
Exons: 6
Coding region: 1-1587 (528 amino acids)
Cellular component (GO): membrane
Molecular function (GO): ligand-gated monoatomic ion channel activity
Source: RefSeq, a predicted model, not a curated record
AUGGAAAAGGAUGCUGGGGACCACGACUACGAGGCAGACGGAUUCGGCGUCGGGUAUAAGUCCGAGUCAUCCAUCGAUACGCCGCAUCAACCCAACAUACUACUUGUUGUUCGAGAUUACCCAAACGGCACAGUUUUCGAUAUAAAAACCAACAAAUAUGUUGGACCAAAGGCAGGGAAGCCUGCACAGCUAAAGCUGCUGGACAGAUAUUUGGCCUCCGAACAACGAUUUCUGUUGGGAAAAUUCCUAUUCCCAGACAAACUUAAGGACUUACAGGGUCGAGAAGUCGUCAUUGCUGGGUUUGAUUACAGACCCUACACUGUUAUAAAACAUAACACCAAGGCCAACGCACGCGACUUAGCUGUGAGCGGGAACUCCGAUAUAAAAAAUGUCUACAUUGAUGGCACUGAAACUCGUAUCGUUUUAAGUUUCUGUGAGAAAUUUAAUUGCACAGUGCAAAUCGAUACAUCUGACGCAGACGAUUGGGGCAAUAUUUAUCCAAAUAUGUCAGGAGAUGGUGCCCUGGGUAUGGUUAUCAAUCAUAAAGCGGAUAUCUGCAUUGGAGCAAUGUAUUCGUGGUUCGAGGACUACACAUAUUUAGAUCUUUCCAUGUAUCUUGUGCGAUCUGGAAUAACAUGUCUUGUUCCAGCACCUUCGCGACUAGCCAGCUGGUACCUUCCUCUGGAGCCUUUCCAAGAAGCUCUAUGGGCUGCAGUCCUGGUAUGUUUAUGGAUUGAAGCCGUAGGAUUGGUUUUAGCCCUUAAAAGUGAACAGGAACUAUACGCAGCGCCAAGAGACAGAGACAGCUGGUGGAUUUGUACAAAGGUCGGAUUGUCUACGACAUUCAAGCUUUUCAUUUCUCAAUCAGGAAGCAGCAAAGCUAAUUCACUUACAGUUCGUGUCCUUCUUUUCGCCUGCUUUCUUAACGACUUAAUCAUAACCAGCAUAUAUAGCGGUGGCCUUGCCAGUAUAUUGACAAUUCCCAGUCUAGACGAGGCGGCCGACACAGUACAACGUUUGCACUCGCACCGAUUACAAUGGGCAGCAAACUCUGAGGCUUGGGUCUCAGCUAUCCGCGAGUCCGAUGAGCCAUUGGUUCAGGACUUGUUAUACAAUUUUCACAUAUAUGGGGACGACCGAUUACUACAAUUAGCCCAGGAGCAGCGCGUUCGCAUUGGAUUUACAGUUGAGCGUCUGCCCUUUGGUCACUUUGCCAUCGGGAACUAUUUGGUACCUCAAGCUAUUGAUCAGUUAGUAAUCAUGCAGGAUGAUCUAUAUUUCCAAUACACGGUCGCUUUUGUUCCCAGACUGUGGCCUCUUCUCCAACAAUUUAAUACGCUGAUCUACAGCUGGCAUUCGUCUGGUUUCGAUAAAUACUGGGAAUACCGAGUAAUAGCCGAUAACUUAAACCUAAAGAUACAACAACAAGUUGAAGAAACUAUGUCCAAAAGUAAAGAAGAUAUUGGUCCUGUCAUGCUUGGAAUGUCCAACUUUGCUGGAUUCAUACUUGUUUGGAUAUUGGGUUGCGUUAUGGCUAUGUUCGCUUUUUUGGUCGAACUGCUUUUUACGAAAUCUAUAAAUAUAUAA